GGCUACGUACACUCGCCUAUCGCACCCUAGCGGGUGCUGCGUUUUAGUUUAGGUAGGGAUUGGCCUUAUAAUUGGGGAUUGAUCCGAAAUACUUCCGAACAGGCGUAUUUCUCUCUUAUUUUGGGGUAUUUAAGAAGAUCCCGGAUGGGCUACCGGUGUCUGGGGUGCACUUCGCAGUUGAAGACCGGCUAUUCGAUCUCGAUACCGUGCCAGGAGACGGUGUCAUAGUCGAGGUACUGUCUGUGUCACUAGAUCCGUACUUGAGAACCCGUAUGCGCGACGCCAACAUCCCUAUUUUCAGUGACCCCUAUAUUAUAGGUAAAGCCAUGACAAAUAUUGCGAUUGGCAGUAUCCUAAGGUCGGAUAACAGCCGGUUCUUCCCUGGCGAUGUCAUUCACACGGAGCUACCUUUUGCGCAAUACGCUUCUCUCACCCCUCAGGAACUCCAAGGCGCUAUCAAGAUUGACAAUCCUUAUGAUUUAGACUUGGACUACUUCACCGGUCAGCCGGUCCGCUUGGCGGGGCCGGGUUGACGGCCUUUUCAUCACUAUACAAAAUCGGCCAGCCCAAGAAGGGCGAGAUCAUCUUCGUCAGUUCCGCCGCCGGUUCCGUCGGCUCCGUGGUCGCGCAGCUUGCUAAGCGUGAGAGUUUGACGGUGAUUGGGCCCGUGGGAUCCGACAAGAAGCUGGACUUCAUUAUCAAUGAGUUGGGUUUCGACGACGGAUUUAACUAUAAAAAGGAGAAGCCGAUGGAUGCUCUAGGGCGACUUGCACCGAAGGGGUUCGACAUCUACUACGAGAAUGUUGGCGGCUCGCACUUGGAAGCGGCGCUUCAGCACAUCCGUGUGAGAGGCCGCGUGAUAGUAUUGUUAUUAUUGUUAUUAUUAUUCUAUUUAACGUCUGAGCAAACAAAGCGUAAACUCCACUUCGCAACUUUUUUAAAGGUAUAAAAUAUAAUAAAC
Molecule: messenger RNA, 961 nt
Organism: Daldinia loculata
Lineage: Eukaryota; Fungi; Ascomycota; Sordariomycetes; Xylariales; Hypoxylaceae
Exons: 2
Coding region: 273-533 (86 amino acids)
Source: RefSeq, a predicted model, not a curated record